AUGAACGCCGUCGCCAACCGCUGCGCUGACCGCCUGCCGGCCAACUGCAGCGUGUCGCGGCUGGCAGUGUUUGUAGCCCUGGUCACCUGCAUCGUGCUGGUGUCGCUGACGUUUGAUGCCGACAGGAUCGAGGGGCUGCUGGUGUGGGUGCAGGACAACAAGCGAGAGGGCAGCGUGCUGUUCCUGCUGGUGUACACGGUGGGGGUGGUGCUCAUGUUCCCGGCCAUGGUGAUGGCGAUGGCGGCGGGCGCCGUGUUUGGCAUGCUGUGGGGCACGCUGCUCGUCUGGCUGGGCAGCAGCGUGGGCCAGACGCUGGCCUUCAUCGUUGGAAGGUACCUGCUGCGUGAGCUGGUGGUGCAGUACCUCACCCGCCAGUUCCCCAAGUGGACCGCCAUAGACAAGGCGCUGGAGAGCGAGGGGUGGAAGCUGGUCACCCUGCUGCGCCUCAGCCCCAUCGCGCCCUGGAAUGUCCUCAACUACGCGCUCAGCGUGACGGCGGUGCCGCUGGCGGCCUACGUGGCGGCGUCCACGCUGGCGAUCCUGCCCUACCUGCUGCUGUUUGUCUACUUUGGCUCGCUGGCCCGCAACCUGGCCGACAUCUUCACGGGGCGGGCGGGGCUGGGCACCAACACCACCAUCGCUAUGGCCGCCAUCAGCGGCGUGCUGAUGGUGGUGAUUGUGGCCUACACCACCCACAUCUCGCGCAAGGCCAUCAGCAGCGCGCUGCUGACCAGCGGCGACGAGCAGACGGUGGAGAUGGCGGCGGACCCGGAUGUGGCGGAGCUGCUCAGGGUGAACAGCGGCGACAUGCAGGCGGCGGCGGAGCACAUGGCGUCUCCCCUGGGGUCGGGCCGCACCAGCCUGCAGCACCACGCGUCCCCCUUCAGCGGCGGCGGCUCGCCGCGCACCGACGGCGUGGAGCUGUCGGCGGUGCUGGUGGGCGGCGGCGUCAAGCCGGGCAGCUCGCCGCCGCCGCUGAGCUUUGAGCAGCAGCACCUGCUGGCCAAGAAGAACACGCCCGCCACGGCGGCGGAGCGGGCGCUGCUACUGGACCGGCUGCAGCAGCAGGAAGCCGGGGGCGGCUCCUCGGCCGCAGGCGUCAGCAAGGUGCACCAGCGCGCCAGCGCAACAGGCGGCCCGCCCAGCGGCACCUCCCCGCUCGGCGGCCCGGCGGCGGCCAGGAACCGCCUCUCCAGCGUGUCUGCUGUCUGA
Chlorella variabilis is the source of this 1212-nucleotide messenger RNA. RefSeq lists its product as hypothetical. Bases 1 to 1212 code for a protein of 403 amino acids. Lineage: Eukaryota; Viridiplantae; Chlorophyta; Trebouxiophyceae; Chlorellales; Chlorellaceae. The record is from RefSeq and is a predicted model, not a curated record. The transcript has 7 exons. Gene Ontology annotation, cellular component: membrane.